AUGGCGGACCUGUUUGGUGAUGAAAAUGGUCUCUAUAUUAAUUCUUUAACAUCAUCAGGUGAAAAUAUAGUCCAUCUAUUAGCUCAAUUUUAUAUGGAUUAUUUCUAUAUAGAUUUUAGUUUUUUGUUUUAUUAUAAAUUAGAUUUUAAUCUUAUAAAUAAUGAUGGUAAUUCACCGUUAAUGGUGGCCUCACUUUUGAAUAAUUUUCAAUUUGUAGCUACUUUAGCCUGUGACGUCAAUAGACAAAACAAUCAGGGUCAUACAGCACUUCACCUUAGUGUCAUCGGGUUUACUUUGAUAAAAGAAAAAUUAAAUAUGAUGAAAGUCAAUUCAAUAAUGAAAGAGUUAUGUGCCUUUGAAUACUAUCCCAGAUAUCUUAAAUGUAUUGAUAUUUUACUCAAUCUUGGUGCAGACGUCAAUAUACAAGAUAAAGGCGGGAAAACAGUUUUAAUGUUGGCUUGUAUGAAAAAUGAUAGGAAAUUGGUAGAAAAACUAUUAAUACAUGGAGCUGAGGUGAAUAUUGUAGAUUACCAUGGUCGAUCUGCUCUACAAUACAUAGAUUUACCAAACAAUGUUUAUGAUUUAACAUGUUUUAAUUUACUUCUAUCUCAUGGUAGUAAACAAUUUUUUAAUCAGCCAUGUAUUAAUGGUAACACUAUUAUUCAAAAUGUACUCCAAUUCUCACCAUUAUGGCAAAUUGAUCAAACAGUCAAUAUCAUCAAAUUUCUUGUUUAUAAAAAUGUCAACCUUCAACUUUUAACCUCCGCUGAUGGAGAAAUCUCCUAUGGUCAGUUAUCUCUGGAGGAAUUUUCUUCACAAUCUAGGCAUGAAUUAAGGCAAAUUCUGUAUUUAAGUGGUGGUUCAUUUAUACAAAUUACACAAAUAUUACAUUUUGAAGAAGAAGAAAAUUAUGAAGCAUCAUUGCCAGAAACUUUAAGAGAAAAACCGAGAGAAAAAUUCUAUCUUUUCGCCAACAGUCUGAGCCUUAAAGAAAUUUGUAGACGAUUUAUCAGACAAAAUACAGGUCUAACAAUUCAUGAUCGAAUUUCAGAACUUCUGAAUUUUCCAACCCUGACUGAUUUUCUGAUGUUUAAAGAUUUUGAUUCUAAACGAUUUUCACUGCCUGUUCAGUUAGAGUCUUUUAUUGAUAAUGAUGAUGAUGAUUAUGAUUCCUAUGAUUUAAAUAAGGAGAAUGAUGAUUAUGAGAAUGAUUAUUUGGUGUAUAAUGAUUGUAAAUAUUUAAAUGAGGUACAAGCAGGUUUAAAAUACCGUGAUUCAAAAUCAUUUUCAUUUCACAAUUAUUGA
Molecule: messenger RNA, 1305 nt
Organism: Lottia gigantea (owl limpet)
Lineage: Eukaryota; Metazoa; Mollusca; Gastropoda; Lottiidae
Exons: 2
Coding region: 1-1305 (434 amino acids)
Molecular function (GO): protein binding
Source: RefSeq, a predicted model, not a curated record